This is a messenger RNA of Cryphonectria parasitica EP155, 1578 nucleotides long. Its product is annotated as FMN-linked oxidoreductase. NCBI's taxonomy places the organism in Eukaryota, Fungi, Ascomycota, Sordariomycetes, Diaporthales, Cryphonectriaceae. The coding region runs from base 1 to 1578 and encodes 525 amino acids. The transcript has 4 exons. The record is from RefSeq and is a predicted model, not a curated record. Gene Ontology annotation, molecular function: heme binding; oxidoreductase activity.
AUGGCCAAAGAAUUCACGGUGGAAGAGGUCGCAAAGCACACCUCCCCCGACAGCUGUUGGGUCAUCCUCUACGGCAAUGUCUACGACGUGACCGACUUCCUGGCCGAGCACCCUGGCGGCUCCAAGAUCAUCCUCAAGCUCGCCGGCAAGGACGCCACAGAAGAGUACGACCCUAUUCACCCUCCUGGCACCCUUGAGGAGAACCUCAAGCCAGAGGCCAGACUGGGCCGUGUCAACCCAGACAGCCUUGCCAGGGCACAAUCAGCCGCCGUCGGCCCUGACAGCAGCGACGAUGCCUCCUCCUCCGCCUCCUCGUCGCCUGCGAACACCACGGUCGAGAAAUACACCGCUCCACCGCUCGACCACCUCCUUAACCUCGACGAGAUAGCCGACGCUGCAAAGAAGCUCGUGUCCGCCAAGUGCCGCGCAUACUACGACUCCGCCUCCGACGACCUCUUCUCCAAGAUAUACAAUAACUCCGUCUACCGCUCCGUCCUCCUCCGCCCGCGCGUCUUUGUGGACUGCGUUCAAUGUGACACCUCCACCUCGCUCCUGGGCCAAUUCGGCGUCCGCACCCCCAUCUUCGUCUGCCCUGCCGCCAUGGCCCGCCUCGCGCACUCAGACGGCGAAGCCGGCAUAGCCAAGGGAGCAGGCUACUUCGGCGCAUGCCAGAUCAUCAGCAACAACGCGAGCAUGACUCCCGAGCAGGUCGUCGAAGGCGCCCACGAGGGCCAGGUCUUUGGCUGGCAGCUAUACGUGCAUAACGACCGGGCUAAGAGCGAGGCCAUGCUGGCGCGAAUCGUCAAGAUGCGCCAGUGGUACAAGUUCAUCGUGUUGACCCUCGAUGCCCCUGUGCCGGGCAAGAGGGAGAUGGACGAGAAGCAAGGGCUUGAGGCUGCAGGCCCACCAGCGCAGAGCGAGGUGGACUACCCUGUAAUUGGCGGUGGCGACAAGGAGGACAGCAAGGUUGGCGGUGGUGUGGGACAGGCGCUGUUUGCCGGCACGGCUGCGGACCUGACAUGGAAGACAACACUGCCGUGGUUGAAGAAGCAUGCCCCGGACAUGCCGGUCGUUCUGAAGGGGGUGCAGACACACGAGGAUGUCUAUCUGGCCGCUCGAUAUGCGCGGGAAAAUCCUGGGACUGUAAAGGCGGUCCUCUUGUCUAACCACGGUGGGCGCGCUCUGGAUACGGCCCCGCCUGCGCUACAUACCCUGCUCGAGUGCAGAAAGUACUGCCCUGAGGUGUUCAAUGAUAUCGAGAUAUGGGUGGACGGUGGCAUCAAGAGGGGCACUGAUGUCGUCAAGGCGCUCUGUCUGGGCGCAAAAGCGGUGGGGAUCGGCAGGGCACCGCUCUGGGGACUUGGCGUCGGCGGCUGGAGGGGCGUUUACAGGACAUUCGAGAUUCUACAGGCCGAGGUGGAGACAUGCAUGCGGCUCUUGGGAGCAAGCAAAGUGGAGGAUCUGGGCCCACGAUUUGUCAAUGCUCGAGCACUCGAGAGAGACAUCUACGACGGAGAGGCAAAUCUCGACAAGCAAGGCUUGUGGGAAAAGGCGGCGCUCAUCAGGUCAAAGUUGUGA